GGCAAUGAGGGGUUGGCUUUGGCUAACUGGUGUGGAAAAUGGUGGCAAGGAGAUCCAGACAGCGGCUGUAGUCGGACGGGACACAAACAGUUUUAUCUCUGAGUCAAUCAGACUUGCAGUUAUGGCUGAUGCUCAACAAAUCAAGAAAACCGCAGCAAAAGUCUUGUGCUGUGUGGAGAAAGUGUCUUCCUUUGCCUCCUCCAUCGACCCCAUCUUUGGCGUCGUCUCUUCUCUGGUUGGUGUGGCAAGAAAGGGCCUGGCGGAUGAUGAGAGCCACGCCUUAGACAAAGACUUUCAGGCAAUCCACGCCAAACUGGAGAGCAUCUCCGAGAAAAACAAUCAAUGCCUCAGACAGAUCCGCAUCGACGAGGUGAACGAAACAUACGGGAAGUAUGAGGAGUACAUCAAGCACCAGUACAAUGCCUUCAACAGCAUGGUGGCCCAGGUGAAGAAAGACCCAGACAAUGCCCAGAGGUACAUGGAGACCUUUGAAAAGAUUUACGAAAGAGACAAGUCAGAUCUGGGCCUGGAUGUGUUCUAUCGCGGUGUGAUGGGUGUAAAAACGGUGUUUGGAAGAGCUCUGCUGGAUGUGUACUUCGAUAACUGCAAGGGAGACCACGAAAUCAUGGAGCGCCAUUGCUCUCAUAUUGCGCAUCUCUUCCAUAUGGGCCUCAUUGCAUUGAUGGGGUUCACUGCUGUCACUGAGGAUGAUGAAGACGAGGUGCGCGAAAAGUGGGCCAAGAGGGUGUCUGAGAUCCAGAUGAAGAUGGAAGACGUUCUCAAACAGUGUAAAACCAACUCGACCUGAACCAAGAAAGAAAGAAUGUUCUCUGGAUUUGCUGCCAGAGAACAUCCUGGCAGCAAAUCCAGACUAGUCUUAAGCAGGAAAAAUAAUUAGUUAUGUAAUAUUUAAAAAAAUAUGUACACUUAUAGAAAAACCAAAGCCAUGUUACAUGUGCGCAUGGGUGCUUCGCAUCGACUCAAUUUGUUAUGACCAAUAUAACUGUAUGCUGCUUUGUGUCACAUCUCAAUAAAUGCUGAAGUUUUAUACAAUCUGUUCAACUUAAUGAAUAAAUUAUUGUCAAAGUUGCUCCA
Poeciliopsis prolifica (blackstripe livebearer) is the source of this 1095-nucleotide messenger RNA. RefSeq names its product rapunzel 2 (gene rpz2). The record is from RefSeq and is a predicted model, not a curated record. The transcript has 2 exons. The coding region runs from base 5 to 808 and encodes 267 amino acids. Lineage: Eukaryota; Metazoa; Chordata; Actinopteri; Cyprinodontiformes; Poeciliidae.